AUGGGUUAUAAUAUCAAAAUUUUUAUCUAUCUAUCUAUCUAUCUAUCUAUCUAUCUUCUUAGUAUAUAUUGGUUUGUUUUGUUUUACGUCAUAUCAACCUCAAUGGGUUAUCUAAUACUGACAAAAUUUUUAUUGCUGGAUAUCUAUCUAUCUAUCUAUCUAUCUAUCUAUAUCUUAUAUAUAUUGGUUUGUUUUGUUUUACGUCAUAUCAACCUCAAUGGGUUAUCUAAUACUGACAAAAUUUUUAUUGCUGGUAAUAUCUAUCUAUCUAUCUAUCUAUCUAUCUUAUAUAUAUUGGUUUGUUUUGUUUUACGUCAUAUCAACCUCAAUGGGUUAUCUAAACUGACAAAAUUUUUAUUGCUGGUAAUAUCUAUCUAUCUAUCUAUCUAUCUAUCUAUCUAUCUAUCUAUCUUAUAUAUAUUGGUUUGUUUUGUUUUACGUCAUAUCAACCUCAAUGGGUUAUCUAAUACUGACAAAAUUUUUAUUGCUGGUAAUAUCUAUCUAUCUAUCUAUCUAUCUAUCUAUCUAUCUUAG
Molecule: messenger RNA, 534 nt
Organism: Acanthosepion pharaonis
Lineage: Eukaryota; Metazoa; Mollusca; Cephalopoda; Sepiida; Sepiidae
Source: the annotation of a GenBank genome assembly